AGAGAUAGACAGAGACAAAGAGAGAGGCUGGGAGUAAGUGUAUGUGUCAAUGUAUCAAUGUGUCUUUAUAUGUGUUUUUUUCCGGUCGUCUGCCGCACAUAAUAUUAUUGACUGAUGUUUGCGGCCAGACCGCAUCACUUAGUUUCGUUUUGAUAUAAACAAUCAACAUGUGAAUGAAUAGAAGAAUAUCAAAUCAGCAAAGUUAACAAGAAAGUGAUAAAAAGACUGAAUAAUUUCAGUUUCAUUCUUAGUUGAAGAAAGUCAUUUUGUUCAGUAUUUAUUUGGCAAAUUAUUUCGACAAGAACAAAACAUGUCAGGAGAAUCGGUGAAAGUUGCGGUACGUGUCCGCCCAUUCAACCAACGGGAGCUGGACCGUCAAGCAAAACUCGUCAUUAAAAUGGAUGGACAACAAACAUCUAUAAUUAAUCCAGACAACACAGGUGAAACACCCAAAUGUUUUUGUUUUGAUUAUUCUUAUUGGUCACAUGAUGGCUUUUCUGAAGAUGAAAAGGGCAUUUUACAAGCUACUAAUGGUUCCAGAUAUUCCAGUCAACAGCUUGUGUUUAAUGAUCUUGGUAAAUCACUACUAAAUAAUGCCUAUGAAGGUUACAACUGUUCCCUUUUUGCAUAUGGACAAACUGGAUCAGGAAAAUCUUACUCCAUGAUUGGAUAUGGCCCAAACAAAGGAAUUGUCCCAACAGCCUGUGAUGAAUUAUUCAAAACUAUUUCAAGCAAUGAAGACAAAGAUUUGAGGUACGAAGUGUCUUUCUCAAUGAUGGAGAUAUACAAUGAACAGGUGCGAGAUCUGUUGAAAAGGGAUUGUCCUAAAGGCGGCCUACAAGUUAGACAGCAUCCAAAAUUGGGCAUGUUUUAUGUUGAAGAUUUACAGAAGGUUCCAGUUAGAAGUUAUUUAGAGAUUCAGAAGAGAAUGGAACAAGGUACAGCUAAUCGUACAGUUGCUUCCACAAACAUGAAUGCUACCAGUUCAAGAGCCCACACUGUGGUCACUAUCAUAUUCGACCAGAUCAAGAAAUCAGAGAAUAACACAGAAACACGCAAAACAAGUGAAAUAAAUCUCGUUGACUUAGCAGGUUCUGAACGAGCAGACAGUACUGGCGCAACAGGUGAUCGGUUGCGUGAAGGUGCCAAUAUUAACAGGUCUCUAUCUGUUCUUGGAAACGUUAUAUCAGCUUUGGCAGAACAAGCAUCUGGCAAGAAGAAAGUUGUAGUUCCAUAUAGGGAAUCAGUCCUUACCAAACUAUUAAAAAAUGCUUUGGGUGGCAACAGUCGAACUGUGAUGAUAGCUGCUCUGUCGCCUGCCGACAUCAAUUAUGAUGAGACCCUCUCUACACUCCGUUAUGCUGAUCGAGCAAAGCAGAUAAAGAAUAAGGCUGUGGUUAACGAGAACCCAAUUGAUAAACUAAUACGUGAACUUAAGGAAGAGAAUGAACGAUUAAAGAAAUACCUAGAAAGAAAUGGUCUAAAUAAUUCACAAGAUGAUGAAGAACUGAGGAAGGAGUUGGACAGUUUACAGACACAGCUCACUGCAAACCAAAGACUGCUGGCCGAAUCAACACAGACUUGGGAAGAAAAGCUUGCUACAGCUCAGUUGAUGGACAAUGAAUCAAUUCACGGAGAUUUACAAAGACAAUCCACUCAGCAUCAUCUAGUAAACCUUAAUGAAGAUCCUCUUUUAUCUAAAGUCAUCUUCCACUACCUUCCUGAGGGUAAAAUCACCAUCGGAUCAAAACUGGCAAAUCCACGUCCUAAGAUCUGCUUAAAUGGGUUAAGUAUUCAGAAACACCAUGCAUAUAUUGAGAAUGUGGAACGUAAAAUUUCUAUAGAACCAGCUUCUCAUAAUGCCAAGACCAAAAUUAAUGGAUUACCUCUCAUGAAAAAACAAACAUUGAAUCACAUGGACAGGAUACUUUUUGGUUCAAACCACUUAUAUCUCUUUGUGAACCCUUUUGUCGUGGACCAAGAUCCUAAUUUACCAAAGGAUAUUUCAUGGGAAUAUGCACAGAAAGAAAUAGUCAUGGCCUCAGGGUUUGCAGAUGCUAUGUUAAGUGGACUUACAAAAGACCAACAAAUCACUCAGGAACAUGUCUUGGAGAUUCUGCCAAUGGUAUCAGAAGUGAAUGCUAUGUCUGAUGAACUUAACAAAUACAAAUUAUUUGAAGUGAUCCUAAUGUCAUCUGCUGCCCAACAGGGACGUGGAGACAAUGAAAAAAAUAUUGAUGUAAUGGUAAAAAUGACGGAUUUGUUGACAGAGAACGUGUGGUUCUGGGAACGUGGUCGUUUCAUGAAUCGCAGGUAUUUAAUGCAGGAACUCUACCAGGAUUAUGAAGACGGGGAAGAUGUGUCAAAGAUUCCACAGAAAGACGAUCCAUUUUGGGAGGCCCCAGAAGGGGAAUUAGUCGGAACUGCUAAUAUUUUCCUCCAGUCUUUAGCAUACAACUUGGAGUUUGAAGAUUGUAUAUUAGUGUCUGAUUACAAAGGAGAAGAAGAAGGUUCAAUUACUGUCAAUGUUGCUCCAUGUACUUCCACUGGAAUCGUUUUGAAAGAGGAAACCUUUGUUGAAGAUCCAAGGGCCCUGCUAGGUGAACCAUUUUACUUCAAGGUAACCGUUAAGGAUGCUAGUGUUUACAAAAAGCGGUUCAUGAAAGGCCUAAAAGUAUCCUAUCGCCUGAAUCCUAAAUCUGUAUUUACCGAUACAGAGAUGGUGAAAGGAAUGCUAAACCCAGUCUUUAACCAUUCCAAAGUAUUUACAUUUGAUCCACUGACGGCUGAACAUAUAGCUUUCUUUGAGGCUGGUUCCAUAACAUUUUGGUUGUACGCAGCACAAGAUGACACCACAGAAUUAAAAGACACCCAAAUGACAACUCAGGAGUUAAAGAAAGCAAAAUCAAAAGAUAUGUUGAAACGAAAAAACAGUUCAAUCACAGUUAAUAACCAACAACAGCAUUUAAAGACAGAACUUCUCCUUCUUCAGAAAAAGAAUGAACGGCUGGCACAGAAAGAAAGACGAAUACAGCAAAUUUGCCUGGAAUGGUCCCAAAAGCCAGAAGAGGAACAACAAUUCAUUCAGUUUUGGCAGUCCGUUUCUGCUGUGGCCAAGAGUACUGGAACCAAAUUUAGAACAAAUCUUUCAUCAAAUGAGGAUGGCAAUGUAGAAACGUCGGCAUUGGGAGAUAAAAAUGAAAUCAUCAGUCUGUAUGUGUUCGGAGAAGAUGAAGAAGAACUAGCGUCGGAACUGGGAAAUGGCAACGGGUUGAUUGAUUAUUGUAAAGUAGCACAUCUUUGCUACGAUGAUAAAAUGAAACCAAAGACAGAGUUAUCAGAACAAUAUGAUGCUCUUAGCAAAAAGUUUGGUGACAAAAUACAGAACAGCGUCUCAUGUGUGAUCUGCUAAACUUUCGCCACACAGCCACAUCAUCAGAUUGGACAUCAACUCAAAAUUAUCGACGAUAUCCAUGAUCCAUCCAUCCUAACUCUCUACCCACUGGUAAAGAUGGUACAACUCAGCUUUACAUUCUCUCUUCCUUACAGACAAUAUACUUCAACUUUCCACCUGUGUUACACAUGCUGGAAUACAAAUGGUUAUAGUAUGACUUUCUGAAGUUACAACUUAGCUUUUCACUACUUGUAACAACAGAUAGCACAGAUCGUUUUUUUCAGUAUUUGCUAUAGAGAUACAUGAUAUUCUACCAUAUGUAGCAGAUGGAAUAACUUGACUUUCCACUCUGUAGUAACAUUACACCAUAGAAUAUGACAUCUUUUCUGAAUUACAACAAAAUAUUCUUGUACAUAUGAAUACACCUACAACUAUUAUCAAUGAGACAAUAAACUUGGUAAAAAUUGUCAUUUUUAUCAAAGUUAUCAAUCAGACGAUAAAGAUGGUAAAAAUUAAACAUUUUCUAACUAAAAUUGGUAGAAAUUCAUCAUAUCUCCCAGCCCUGCAAUUGCAAACAUUGUAACUAGCCAGUAAACAUUACACAGAGUAACUUGUUUUUUAUUUUUAAAAAAUUACGACCAUGCCGAUAACCUUAAUAAACCAUUAUAAAAUAACUCAAAUUCA
Messenger RNA from Octopus sinensis (East Asian common octopus), 4078 nucleotides. RefSeq names its product kinesin-like protein KIF28P. The coding region runs from base 311 to 3412 and encodes 1033 amino acids. Gene Ontology annotation, cellular component: microtubule; kinesin complex. Lineage: Eukaryota; Metazoa; Mollusca; Cephalopoda; Octopoda; Octopodidae. Gene Ontology annotation, biological process: cytoskeleton-dependent intracellular transport; microtubule-based movement. The record is from RefSeq and is a predicted model, not a curated record. The transcript is spliced from 26 exons. Gene Ontology annotation, molecular function: microtubule binding; ATP hydrolysis activity; microtubule motor activity.